Molecule: messenger RNA, 921 nt
Organism: Limanda limanda (common dab)
Lineage: Eukaryota; Metazoa; Chordata; Actinopteri; Pleuronectiformes; Pleuronectidae
Gene: rab6ba
Product: RAB6B, member RAS oncogene family a
Exons: 8
Coding region: 51-677 (208 amino acids)
Molecular function (GO): GTP binding; GTPase activity
Source: RefSeq, a predicted model, not a curated record
CCUCCUCUUCCUCCACCUACCUCCUCUUCCUCCUCUUCCUCCUCCUCGCAAUGUCCGUGUCCAGUGACUUCGGGAACCCGUUGAGAAAAUUCAAGCUGGUCUUCCUGGGGGAGCAGAGCGUUGGAAAGACGUCUCUGAUCACGCGGUUCAUGUACGACAGCUUUGACAACACAUAUCAGGCCACAAUUGGAAUUGACUUCCUAUCGAAAACCAUGUACUUGGAAGAUCGAACGGUGAGGUUGCAGCUCUGGGACACAGCAGGACAAGAGCGCUUCAGGAGCCUCAUUCCCAGUUAUAUACGGGACUCCACUGUGGCUGUUGUGGUCUACGACAUCACAAAUGUGAACUCAUUCCAGCAGACGUCAAAAUGGAUCGACGAUGUCAGGACAGAGAGAGGAAGUGAUGUCAUCAUUAUGCUGGUUGGCAACAAAACAGAUCUGGCGGAUAAGAGGCAAAUCACAAUUGAGGAAGGUGAACAGAGAGCUAAAGAGCUGAGCGUCAUGUUCAUAGAGACGAGCGCCAAGACGGGUUACAACGUCAAACAGCUGUUUCGUCGCGUGGCAGCUGCUCUUCCAGGGAUGGAAAGUAUGCAGGAGACGGGCAAAGAAGGCAUGAUCGACAUCAAACUGGACAAACCGCAGGAGCCGCAGACGACUGAAGGAGGCUGCUCCUGUUAAUACUCCGCAUCUCCCCUGGAAAACGAGAACAUCAUCUACACCACAUGCUUGUUAUGUUGCUUCCUAUUGGUUAACCUGCAGUUGACUUUGCAUGUUGAGAAUCUGGCGUCCUCACCCGACAAUUUGUCAUGAGUUUGAACUAGCAAUACGUGAAUUAGAUUCUAAAGUAGCGUCACCUACUUUGUUUAUGAAACUGCCAAAACAGUCUUCAACUUGCAAACAAAAAAUAGUGGAAAAAAAGAGA